GAGUUCUCGCGAGAUUUGGGCUGGACUAAACGCCACGUCGGUUAGAUAGAGAAGGAGGGAGCAUCAGAUGAUCUGCUGCCUCUAAGUAAAUAAGAGUUCAAAUUAAAUAUAUUCAGAAAUAUAGAUUUACAGGGCACGUGCACGCUUCGCAGGCGGUGAGAUGAAGGCCCUAUAUGUGUCUGUGCUGCUGCUGGUGUUUGGUUUAGCAGUGCUGUCAUGUGACCACGGGCAUCAUCAUGGGCAUCAUCAUGGGCAUCACCACGGACAUCAUCAUGGGCAUCACCACGGACAUCAUCAUGACCAUCACCAUGGACAUCACCAUGGACAUCAUCACGGACAUCACCAUGGUGAUGUGAAGAUGUUUCAUGGUGCGAGCAAAUGGAGCGCAGAGGCAAAUCUUCCUCCUGAGGAGGAGGAGCUUCACCAUGACCACGACCACGACCAUGACCACGCAGAUGAUCAUGAACAUGACAAUACCCACGAUCACGGACACGCCCAUGAUCAUGAUCACGGACACGCCCACGAUCACGAUCACGGACACGCCCACGAUCACGGACACGCCCACGAUCAUGAUCACGGACACGCCCACGACGAUGGACACGCCCACGAUCACGCCCAAGAGCACGACCACGGACACGCCCACGAUCACGGACACGGACACGACCACGGACAUGACCACGGACACGCCCACGAUCACGGACACGCCCACGAUCACGGACACGCCCACGAUCACGGACAUGACCACAGACCCAUGCACAGCCCCAUGCACAGCCCUGGCAAACAGAGUGUGAAGCGCGAGUCGCAGGCUGAGAGCCGGGACACAGUGGAGCUGUGGAUGCAGGCGGUGGGAGCGACGUUGCUGAUCAGCGCCGCGCCCUUCCUCAUCCUCUUCCUCAUCCCGGUGCAGUCGAACUCGGAUCAGCACCAGAACCUGCUGAAGAUCCUGCUGAGCUUUGCUUCGGGGGGGCUGCUGGGAGACGCCUUCCUGCACCUCAUCCCUCACGCGCUGGCGCCUCACUCUCACCAUGGAAACGAGGACCAAUCAGCCGCCACCGAGGAGUCACAUGGUCAUUCUCACGGUGUAGCACACGAUCACAUGAUGUCUGUGGGUCUGUGGGUUCUCGGAGGCAUCGUGGCGUUCCUGGUGGUGGAGAAGUUUGUGCGUCUGCUAAAGGGAGGACACUCGCACUCUCACUCUCACUCUCACUCGCACGCUGCUCCGAAGUGCAAGGACAGCGACGGCGAGGAGCAGGAUGAGAAGAAGGAAGGAGCGAAGAAAGAUCAGAAAAAGGACAAGAAGGUGAAGAAAGCGAGAGAGGAGAGCUCAGACAUUAAAGUAUCAGGUUAUCUGAACCUGGCUGCUGAUUUCACCCACAACUUCACGGACGGUCUGGCCAUCGGCGCCUCUUUCCUUGUUAGUCCUGCCGUCGGCGUGGUAACCACCAUCACCAUCCUCCUGCACGAGGUGCCGCACGAGAUCGGAGACUUCGCCAUCCUCGUCCAAUCAGGAUGCACCAAGAGGAAGGCCAUGUGUCUCCAGCUCCUCACUGCCAUUGGUGCGUUAGCCGGCACCGCCUGCUCCCUAUUGGCCGAGGGAGUGGGCGCGGCCGCCACCGCCUGGAUCCUCCCCUUCACGGCCGGCGGUUUCGUUUACAUCGCCACGGUGACGGUGCUGCCGGAGCUGCUGAGCGGCCGCUCGAGCGUGGCUCAGUCGGUGCUGGAGGUCGCCGCCAUGCUGUUCGGCGUCGGGAUGAUGGUGAUCAUCGCCGAGUACGAGUGAGAUGCAGAGAGAGACUGAAUUCUUUCGAGACUCAGGGGAAGAUAAACAGUAAACGAUGUGUAAAUGUGUCAGUGAUGAUUUACAGAUGAGUGUGUGAGCGAGCGAAUGAGAAUUGGAGGCCUUUGUAAGAGAAGUGCACUAAAAGAUCCAAAGUCCGAGCCCUUUCACGACCCAAACGGACCAACAGCACUGGACAUGAUAACGUCCUCCCGAACCAGGGACCGAUUUACUGUCCGCUGAGACCACACACACACACACACACACACGCACACACACACCCCCACACACACACCCACAUACACACACACACACGCACACACACAUACACGCACACGCACGCACACACACACACACACACACAUUUACACUCACUUUUUUUGAUUAAUAUCCAAAUGAUGCACAAUUUAAAUUUAAAGAAAUUAUUUUUUGGACACAGUAAUGUUCUGUGUUGCUUUCUGAACAGUGGAAAGUGGCUUGCUGGCUCGUAUUAACUGCAGAUAUCCAUAUUAGUGCCCUAGACAAAGCUCACACCACCAAAACCGUGCAAGUGUAGCGCUUUGAUUUGCUUUGAUUUACAUCAUUUUCCAAAAGCAGGUCUUUUUUUUUUUUUUUUUUAAAAAAGUUGUUUUCUGCUUCUGAUUUUAAAAUUUUUUUUAACUUGAAUGAUAAAUGAAAAUUAGCUAUUUAGCUAGAUCACUGGACAAGGAAAGGUCCAGUGUGUUCCCCUGUCCCAUGUUUCAGUUGCCCAGAAACUGACUAGGCUUCAAAGUGGUAGUUGUAUAAUUAGGUAUGUUCAGCUCGUUAGCCAAGUUAUAAGUGCAUUAAUACAGACUAAAGGAAAGGAAUGAGUAUAUGAACUUCGCGUAGCAAUAGUUCUUGUCCUCCUUAUCUUCACCUGAUGUCACACGCCGCGUUUGCGACACCGCCAAAAAGUCACCCAGCUUAGAUUGAAUAACAUUUAAAAAAAAAAAAAAAAGCUGAGUAAAGACAGCAGUAGAGUCUGCCGAUCCGUUUAACUGCGAGGUACUGCGUGCGUUACGCAGGAGAUUUAUACGACACCUUCGCACCGCACUUUAUUCCACUCGGAUUCAUCGACGUUUCCAAAAAAACCUGCACGUUUCUUACUCUGAAAAGUUUAUCCAUCAUCCAGCAGUGCUAGUUAACUUAACUGUAAUGUGUGUAGUGCAGCAGGCGGUGUGAUUCUGAACGCGUAACUUAUAGCAUAGACGCGUGUAACAUAAAGCAUAAAGCGUAUUACAUCACCGUUUACAUCAAAGUCAGUAAGGAGUCGGGUUGUUUUUUCUCUUUCUCUACUUGUCUGCUGAGAAAAAACGAAUACCCCGGACAUUAAAUCUGCUGGUCCGGGUGCCUGGGCUGCUGAUUAACCCACUCCUUGUACAACAGCGACUUUCCACCAAAUUAAUAUAAUCAAAUAAAGGAAGCUAAUGUAUGUAAAGAUUGCUUCAUGUAACACCGUAUAGCGUAACAGCUAACAUCGGGAACUCUGAGAUAAGAUGCCUGCAUGUGAAGCAUCUCUUCACAACAUGUUAAUUUGGCGUUUUGUUUUAUUUAGCUCUGUAAUAUGGAUAUUAAUCGCAUCCUCCAUUCUGAGGUUUCUGGAAUAUUUGGGCUUUUUUUUGGUGUCCGGUUCGAGCCAGUAGAUGCAGUAAGACAUAAUCAGCAUGUUGGAACAGAAACAGUGUAAAAUCCUACAUCAACACGUUGACUUGAGAAAGUCCGGCAUUAUACUUUACGAUAAUUUUUCCACUUUUAGAGCUGGACUGCUUUAGUGAUGCUCACAGGAAGUAAUUAUUUUUUCAGCCACCUUGAUGUCUGUGUCACUUCCUCUGUUUGUAAAAGUUCAUUGCAGUUACUGAAGAGUCUGUUGUGUUUUGACGCAUGUGCCGAGAAUCAAUUCUAAAAUAUAUAACAAUGUUUAACACGCACUAUAUAGCUAUUGUGGACACUUAAAUAUUGGCACCCCCUCUUGUUCUGUUUGUAUAGAGGAAUUAUCAUACUGUCAUGACGAUAACUGUCUAAGCCUUUAUUCUGGUUUACGAAACUGUCACAAUACUGUAUUUAAAUACACUACUACAGAGACUGUCUUUUAGCUAACUGACCUUUAGCUAUCUGAGCUAGCUGUCAUGUCGUUUUAUGUCAGCUAGCUUACUGACAAAGUGUCCACGAUAACAAUAUUGUGCUUUUUAAAAAUGUUGGAAUAGAAAUCUUAGAAUUUAUGAUCCACACAUGCCUUCAUGUAGUCUGUUGUCUUCUUUUUUUGUUCUAGUUUGUUUAGUUUUAUUUGUGCAUGACUGUAGUUUAAUUCUGUCACAAAUGUCUCCAAGUCAUUCCCUCCAUGUUUUUUUUUUAUUGCUAUAUAAAGUGAACGUAGAUCACC
Pangasianodon hypophthalmus (striped catfish) is the source of this 4178-nucleotide messenger RNA. It is a transcript of the gene slc39a7, whose product is annotated as solute carrier family 39 member 7. Gene Ontology annotation, cellular component: membrane. Lineage: Eukaryota; Metazoa; Chordata; Actinopteri; Siluriformes; Pangasiidae. The transcript has 8 exons. Gene Ontology annotation, molecular function: zinc ion transmembrane transporter activity. The record is from RefSeq and is a predicted model, not a curated record. Gene Ontology annotation, biological process: zinc ion transmembrane transport; intracellular zinc ion homeostasis. The coding region runs from base 161 to 1780 and encodes 539 amino acids.